Artibeus jamaicensis (Jamaican fruit-eating bat) is the source of this 4195-nucleotide messenger RNA. It is a transcript of the gene PLEKHM2, whose product is annotated as pleckstrin homology and RUN domain containing M2. Gene Ontology annotation, cellular component: endosome membrane. Bases 185 to 3271 code for a protein of 1028 amino acids. The transcript is spliced from 20 exons. The record is from RefSeq and is a predicted model, not a curated record. Gene Ontology annotation, molecular function: kinesin binding. Lineage: Eukaryota; Metazoa; Chordata; Mammalia; Chiroptera; Phyllostomidae. Gene Ontology annotation, biological process: lysosome localization; regulation of protein localization; Golgi organization.
GCCUCCAUCCCCGCCGGGCCGGGCGGAGCGAGGGGCCGGGCGAGGCGAGGGGAGGGCCGGGCGGCGGGCGCCGGGCCCCGCGGCCGGCACGACGGAGCCCCCGCACGGCCGGCCGCAGCGGUUGGCGGCGGCCCCGGGCCCCCGGCGCGGGAAGCGGCGGCGACGGGGCGGCGGCGGCGGCGACAUGGAGCCACGGGAGGUGAAGGACCGGAUCCUGGAGAACAUCUCACUGUCCGUGAAGAAGCUGCAGAGCUACCUGGCUGCGUGUGAAGAUGAGACCCCUGCCAUCCGGAACCAUGACAGGGUCCUGCAGCGUCUGUGCGAGCACUUGGACCACGCCCUGCUGUACGGCCUGCAGGACCUCUCCUCUGGCUACUGGGUGCUGGUGGUGCAUUUCACCCGGAGAGAGGCCGUCAGGCAGAUCGAGGUGCUGCAGCACGUGGCCACCAACCUGGGGCGCAGCCGGGCCUGGCUGUACUUGGCCCUCAACGAGAACUCCCUGGAGAGCUACCUGCGGCUGUUCCAGGAGAACCUGGGCCUGCUGCACAAGUACUACGUCAAGAAUGCCCUGGUCUGCAGCCACGAUCACCUGACUCUCUUCUUGACCUUGGUGUCUGGGCUGGAGUUCAUUCGAUUCGACCUGGAUCUGGACGCCCCCUAUUUAGACUUGGCCCCCUACAUGCCCGACUACUACAAACCUCAGUACCUGCUGGACUUUGAAGACCGCCUUCCCAGCUCGGUCCACGGCUCGGACAGCCUGUCCCUCAACUCCUUCAACUCCGUCACCUCCACCAACCUGGAGUGGGACGACAGUGCGAUCGCCCCGUCCAGUGAGGAUUAUGAUUUUGGAGAUGUGUUUCCAGCAGUGCCGUCUGUACCCAGCACAGACUGGGAAGAUGGCGACCUCACCGACACUGUCAGUGGCCCCCGCUCCACCGCCUCGGACCUGACCAGCAGCAAAGCUUCUGCCAGGAGUCCCACCCAGCGCCACAACCCCUUCAGUGAGGACCAGGCAGAGCCCAUCUCCUCCUCUGACACCACCCCCGUGCAUACCACCUUCCAGGAGAAGGUGGAGUCCCGCACCCCAGAACCGCCGGACGCCUGCGCGGAGCUCGAGGUCAUCAGGGUCACGAAGAAAAAGAAAACUGGCAAGAAGAAGAAGGCCAGGUCAGAUGAGGAAGCAAGCCCCCUUCACCCGGCCUCUGCCCAGCACACCGGGGCCAGGACGGGGGAUGGCGACAGCUGUGUCAGCAGCCCAGGCCUUGGGCGGGGCUCACCGGAGCCCCCCUUUGCCUCCCUCCAGGAGAAGGGUGAGGCGCCCGGCAGCGCAGCUGAAAGCGGCGAGCGCUCAGAGCCCAGCCAGAUGGGCCUGCUCAUCCCCGAAAUGAAGGACACCUCCAUGGAGCGCUUGGGGCAGCCUCUGAGUAAGGUCAUCGACCAGCUCAACGGGCAGCUGGACCCUCGCACCUGGUGCGUCGAGCCCCCAGACCAGUCCUUUCGGACCGGCUCUCCGGGGGCCACCCCGGAGAGGCCACCAUUUUGUGACUUUAGUGAGGGGCUUGCAGCCCCAAUGGACUUCUACCGCUUUACCGUCGAGAGUCCAGGCACUGUUACAUCAGGUGGCGGCCACCAUGACACUGCAGGGCCUGGCCAACCGCUGCAUGUUCCUGGUGGCCCUGAGGCUGCUGGCCAAGAAGAAGGAGGAGGAGGAGAGGGAGAGGCGCCUCGGCCGCUAGGGGACACCCUGGGGGAGGCUCAGGAGCCAGAGACCCAGGAACCAGAGACCCAGGAACCAGAGACCCAGUCGCCCCCGGUCGGGGAGGGGCCUGGGCCUGAGCCGGAGCCUGGGACCCAGGAGGCUCUUUGCCCACUCAAACGAGACCAGCCCAGCCCGUGUCCGAGCAGCGCUGAGGACUCUGGGGUGGAUGAGGGGCAGGGGAGCCCCUCUGAAAUGUCCCACUCGGCAGAGUUCAGAGUAGACAACAACCACUUACUCUUGCUGAUGAUCCAUGUGUUUCGGGAAAACGAAGAGCAGCUCUUCAAAAUGGUCCGGAUGAGCACGGGGCACAUGGAGGGCACCCUGCAGCUGCUGUACGUGCUGCUCACGGACUGCUACGUGUACCUGCUCCGGAAAGGGGCCACCGAAAAGCCGUACCUGGUGGAAGAGGCUGUUUCCUACAAUGAACUGGACUAUGUGUCGGUGGGCCUGGACCAGCAGACGGUGAAGCUGGUGUGCACCAAUCGCAGGAAGCAGUUUCUGCUGGACACGGCUGAUGUGGCCCUGGCUGAGUUCUUCUUGGCUUCUUUGAAGUCGGCUAUGAUCAAGGGCUGUCGGGAGCCGCCCUACCCCAGCAUCCUGACAGAUGCCACCAUGGAGAAGCUGGCGCUGGCCAAAUUCGUGGCCCAGGAAUCUAAGUGCGAGGCGACUGCCGUUACUGUGCGCUUCUACGGGCUCGUGCACUGGGAGGACCCCAUGGAUGAGUCCCUGGGCCCUGCCCCCUGCCACUGCUCACCGCCCGAGGGCGCCAUCACCAAGGAAGGCGUGCUGCAUUACAAGGCGGGCACCUCCUACCUGGGCAAGGAGCACUGGAAGACCUGCUUCGUGGUGCUCAGCAACGGGAUCCUCUACCAGUACCCCGACCGCACCGACGUCACCCCCCUGCUCUCGGUGAACAUGGGGGGGGAGCAGUGCGGUGGCUGUCGGAGGUCCAACACCACGGAUCGGCCCCACGCCUUCCAGGUCAUCCUUGCAGACCGGCCCUGCCUGGAGCUGAGCGCCGAGAGCGAGGCUGAGAUGGCCGACUGGAUGCAGCACCUCUGCCAGGCCGUGUCCAAGGGGGUCAUCCCCCAGGGGGUGUCCCCCAGUCCCUGCAUCCCCUGCUGCCUGGUGAUCACCGAUGACCGCCUUUUCACAUGCCAUGAGGAUUGCCAGACCAGCUUCUUCCGCUCCCUGGGCACAGCCGAGCUGGCCGACAUCAGCGCCAUCUGCACAGAACCGGGCAGGGAGUACUGUGUCUUGGAGUUCUCCCGGGACAGCCAGCAGCCCCUCCCACCCUGGGUCAUCUACUUGAGCUGCACAUCUGAACUGGACCGAUUCCUGUCUGCACUGAACUCUGGGUGGAGAACCAUCUACCAGGUGGACCUCCCCCACAAGGCCAUCCAGGAAGCCUCCAGCAAGAAGUUCGAGGAUGCCCUGAGCCUCAUCCACAGCGCGUGGCAGCGCAGCGACAGCCUGUGCCGCGGCAGAGCCUCCCGGGACCCCUGGUGCUGAGGUGGAGCUGCUGGAGUCCCGGGGCAGCACCGGGAGGCACGGAGCAGUGUGCACUGUGCACUCUCGUCACUGUCACCGUGUCAGCGUGCGGCUCGGGGCCGGGCUUCUGCCCGCCCCUCAGUCGGCUCCCACCCUGGGCCGCAGAAGCAACAAAUGGAGCUUGAGACAGGGUCUGCCUUCUCCCAGGGGUCCCAAGGGGAUGCUCAACAGCCCUGGGCACCCUGCCCAGCAGGUGGGCGCUGGAAAGUGCCGGGGGCAGAGGGUCUGAGCCCCAUGGGCUCUGUGGGUAUACGGCCGCCUCCCCAGGGCCCUGGCCUUAGCCCACUCCAUCUCUUCAGGAUGACGAUGAGAAUAAUACUAACUCUGAGGGGAGCAGAAGGGCAGGGAGGGCAGGAGUCCCUUCUUCCUCCCCUGGGCCAGGGGCCCGCACCAAGGCUCAGGCUGCCCCGGGGGCCCAGAGCGCCCGGCCGUCCUUGUUCGUGGUCGGGCAUCGACCUGGUAGUGCAGGGAAGCUGGAACACGGAGAUCUUAGUGCAUGUCUUCUCCCGGCUGGCUCCAUCCCCUGGUGCGCUGCUGCCUGCCUGCCGGGCCGGAGCCGGCCGCACUGGCCCUCCCUGGCUUCAGGAGGCCCUGCAUGCCCGUGGUCCCUGCCCUGCCUCCCCUGAACUUGGUAGUGCCCGAGGACCCAGGAGUCAGGCGUCUCCGUUCCCCUGGAGCAACGGCGAGGGAGAGGGCUUGGGGAGGAGCCGAGGGCACUGGCCUGGCGUCCGCGUCAGGGCCUUCUCGCUGUCCCCUGCUUGGCUAGAGCCAGGCCCUUCUCAAGAGCUUUCUCAAGGGCCCUCUGGGGGAAGGAGUCAGGUGGUCUGGGUUUUGUUUUUUAAAAUAAAAAGAUCUGUUAUAUUGCCAAGAAUUGUCACUGGCCCU